AUGCAACCUUGUUCAUUCUCCAAGAUCGACAAUGUCUCAGAUGUUCGCAAGGUGUUGGAUUUCUAUCGAUUGGCCCUUUUCGGAAAAGAUGAGAUUGACAAAAACAAACUCAACGCGAUCCUCACUUUUCAGACCAUCGGCACCAGCAUCACUUUUUAUUUCAUGACGCGAUACGCAGAAUUCUAUGCCAUGAUUGAGGUUGCCACGAUUGAAAUCCCUACCACAAAACGCAACAUUACUACAAUCAUAUCAUACUUGGAUGAACUUCUGGCGAUCACUUGCCUACACUCAACAGUCAAAAAAAAUCAUGAAGAUCUUAACCAGCCAUCGCCCAUUCUUCCAUUUAUAUACCUACAGGCAGAACGCAAGACGUUGGAAAGGAAAAGAAAGCCAUCUAUUGGUGCGAUUGCUUCUUCGUCGAAACGAUGUUGA
Molecule: messenger RNA, 432 nt
Organism: Radiomyces spectabilis
Lineage: Eukaryota; Fungi; Mucoromycota; Mucoromycetes; Mucorales; Radiomycetaceae
Exons: 2
Coding region: 1-432 (143 amino acids)
Source: RefSeq, a predicted model, not a curated record